Molecule: messenger RNA, 2543 nt
Organism: Anopheles cruzii
Lineage: Eukaryota; Metazoa; Arthropoda; Insecta; Diptera; Culicidae
Exons: 4
Coding region: 174-1838 (554 amino acids)
Biological process (GO): protein transport to vacuole involved in ubiquitin-dependent protein catabolic process via the multivesicular body sorting pathway
Cellular component (GO): ESCRT-0 complex
Molecular function (GO): protein binding
Source: RefSeq, a predicted model, not a curated record
UUGUGCGGAAAACAGAUUUUCCACCUCAGAGCCAACUAUAGUGCGCACCGCAACGGACGUCUCUUACCAAAUCGCUUACCAAAGUGUGAAUCUUUGUCCCCCCGGCCGGUGAAUAUAAAAACUCUUGCCUGUGAGCAGUUUGUGUAGCUAAUCGUUUAGCGUGAACCGCGGUAAUGUGUGAUAUACUUGCGGCCAUUUCUUACGGCUACGGCUAUCAUCAGGAGCGGCCCAGAAAACGGGUCAAAAUAAAUAUGACUAUUCCGUCGAGACCAGCACCGCCGCCACCGCAACAGCGCACCACCGCUUCGCGCUACACUCCAACGACCGACUGGGAUUUCUGUACCUUUGGCUCGAGCCCCGCAUCACCCGCAGAUGGCGGCUAUCACCAUCAGCAGCCACAGACCGUGGUGAAGACAAAGAAACCUCCACCACCGAGGCCACCACCACCGAAACUUCAUCCGCCCAAUCCGUCGUCGUCGUCGGCGAUUCCGGCACUCAAAAAGCCGGCCCAACCACAAUCUAUAAACAUUCUGUCCAGUCUGUUUGGCCAAAAGCGUUCCUCGAAUGGCUCGGGAGUACAGAAAACCAGUUCCAGUUCCUGCGUGCCCAUUAAGUUGCUGCCACCCCCACCACCGGCACCCCUGCCGGCCGGAUCGAGCCGAGCGGAACGGUUUAAUGGUGCGGCGUCGUACGGCGGUACACUGUCCACCGGGGCCCCGGUGCAGAACGGUGGCGAGAUGCAACUGAUCACCUUCGACUCACCGCCCAGUUCGCCGACGUUUACGCAGAAAUCGUGCAGCGACUGCAUCAGUGUCGAUAGCUUCAGUUCCGACUCGAACUACUCGUCCCCGGCCGGUGGCAACAUGUCCCAGGCGGAGAGUGGUUUCGAGGACGAUUUUGUUGCCAGCGGUCGACUGGGCUCGGGUGUACCGUGGGGCGAUGCCGUUUCCAGCUCGCGGGGCGAUCCGUUCGAGUCGAGCCACCACCCGGGAGCGGGGCCCCUCAUCUAUGCGCCCCUUCCGCUGGCCACGGCACAGGUGCGGGCACCGUUGCACAACAGCAAGCUGCAACAGUCGGACUUUGUCGAUCCACUGUGCAACGGACGGAGUGCGACGUCCAAGGUGCCGCUGACCGUGUCAAUGCCAACGAUCAUUAAACCUCCCUCGGCGACGGCGGCCACCGGAAGUCAAAAGUCCACCCCAGUGCAUUCGCGAGGUGGUGGCGGUGGUGGCAACACUUUCCUUCAGAAAGGAGGAGCGCCCACGAUCGUCGAUCGCUUCGCACCGGAAGUGGAUGCUUUCGAUUCGCUUCCCUCCUUACCGAUGCCGACCAUUCCACCGCCACCACCACCGCCCCAGUCCGUAGCAGCAGCAGCCAGCGUCCACGGUGGCCACGAAGAAGCGUACGGUAUUGCGUUGUACGAUUUUGAAGGCGAAACGGUCGAAGAUCUUUCACUGAAGGUUAACGAGAAGAUUUAUCUGCUGCGACGAUUAAACGCCGAAUGGUUUAUGGGUCGUGACCGCCGUGGCCUUGAAGGGAUGUUUCCCGUUAGCUACGUCGAUGUGAAGGUUCCACUUUCUGAUGCCACGGCCCCCGACCCGGCACACGGCGCAGCGCGACCAAGUGACAAGGUGCGGGCACUGUAUCACUUCGCGGCCGAAACGGCGGAAGAUCUGACGCUCGUGGAAGACGAUCUCGUCACGGUCCUGUACCAAAUCACGCCCGAGUGGCUGUACGGUGCGACGGUCGACGGUCGAAAGGGUCAGUUUCCGGCCAACUUCAUCGAGUACGUGCCGAAAAAUUUACCGCCAAUGCCGGCAGCGGCAGGAGUGUGUUAGCAAACCAAAUACUACACCCGACGGAACGGAUUGAAUCUCGAGAAUAUUCCUACGGCCGGAAGGAGAAAACGGUGGCCCGUUCUCUCCCCGCCGUACAGCACACGCACGCACACAUCACACAUUGGUCCACAUCACAUCCUGGGUAAACCGUGUAGAAGCUGUGAUUGAACGGAGAGGCGAAGGAGAAGAAGCGUGUUUUGCUUGUGGCCAUGAUGUCGGCGGUCUUUUAUAAUGGUAUAUGCUGUGCGCACGCGGGGGUUAGCCAUCGUUAGUUAGCUGAUAAUAUAGUGGUGAUAAAUAGAUAAACAAACAUAUUUUCACAACCGCGCCUCACCUGCCUGAGGCUGGCAGUUGUGUGCAAAAUAUUGGUACAACAUAGAACGAGAGAAUGUGCACCUUUAACAGAGUAGGCUUAACUUAGUGAGAGACCGCGAGGCCGAAUUGUGUAUUGUGUGGUCCGAGCUACGGCCACAACAUUCGGACUGUGUAGGAACUGUACAAUACCCCCAAAACAAAAACACUAAAACAUUAUACACGAUGCCCGCCGCCUCGGGACUUUUCGAAAAAGUGCGUCCCGGUCAUCUUUAGUGACCACAUUUUCAAUCGGCCAGCCAAUUGGGCGUGGGCCGUGGGUGAUGGCGGCGAUUGUUCGUGUGAUUGUGCAUUUUGUAUUAAGCAUUAUUAAUAAAGACAUUUUUCCAAAAA